Molecule: messenger RNA, 2383 nt
Organism: Carcharodon carcharias (great white shark)
Lineage: Eukaryota; Metazoa; Chordata; Chondrichthyes; Lamniformes; Lamnidae
Product: hydroxylysine kinase-like
Exons: 5
Coding region: 148-1290 (380 amino acids)
Molecular function (GO): amino acid kinase activity
Source: RefSeq, a predicted model, not a curated record
GUAUUUGUUUGUAGUCCCCAGUUGGAGGUUUCAGGAACUGUGUAGAAAGUGGAUUACGAUUUGAAAGCUUGUGUAGCUUUUAAUUCUCAGUUGGCCGGAAUUCUGAGUUCCUUGAGAUUUCCCAUAUGAAUCUCUGAGUGUUCGAGGAUGAGCUGCCAGAUGUCCUGUACAGAGAAACCUGCUCUAACCAAACCCUCAUUGAGCGAGGCCCAGGCUGUUGAGUUGGUCGAGCGGUUGUAUGGUCUGAAGGUCUCCAGUGUCCAACCGAUGCCCUGUUACGAUGACCAGAACUUCCACAUCCUGGUGUCUGAGAGCCAGGAGAUCGGAGAUCACAGUAAGAGCUAUGUCCUUAAAGUGAUGAACACUGUUGAUAGCCAAGAUGCCGAUUUGAUUGAAGCACAAACACAAGCCAUGAUUUUUUUGAACGAGAAAGGAUUUCCUUCACCCACACCAAUCUCAACCAUUGAUAGCAAGAUUAUGUCAUUGGAAACUAUUGGUUGUGGGGAAGAAUAUAAGACUCAUAUGGUCCGGUUACUGACCUACCUCCCUGGAACUCCAUUGUCCCAAAUGCCUAUAGGACCUCAGAUCUUGUACAAAGCUGGCCAAACUCUUGCCCAAAUGAACCAGGCUCUUGCAGAAUUCCAGCAUCCUACCCUGAAGAGUCUGCAGCGACAGGAUUUCCUCUGGAAGCUCUCAAACACUCACAUGCUGGACAAGUACCUUCACGCACUGGAGGAGGGAAGCGAUCGCCAAAUAGUGGAGCAAAUUAUUCAGCAAUUCAAGGAAAAGAUACUUCCAAAUCUCAGCAAGUUUCGUAAAAGCCUAAAUCAUGGAGAUUUCAGUCACACCAACAUUCUAGUACAGCCUGUUCAUUCUUCAACUGAGCAUUCCAACCCGACUCACCUACAGCAGGAGUUGGACAUCUCUGGCAUACUGGACUUCACUGACAUGAAUUAUGGUUACUGUGUAUAUGAUGUGGCCAUUUCCAUAAUGUAUCUGAUGCUGGAGAGCAGCGAUCCCAUAAGAGCUGGAGGCCAUGUUCUCUCAGGCUACGAGAGUGUGACCCCUUUAGUCCCUGAGGAGCGAGACGCUGUGUUUCUGUUGGUUCUCUGCCGGUUUUGUCAGUCUCUGGUUCUGGCAAGAUACAAUAUUCUGCUUUACCCUGAAAAUGAGGAGUACCUUCUGACCACAGCAAGAACUGGCUGGAAGUGUUUACACCAGUUGUGGUCGCUAGGUAAAGAGGCAGUGGAAAAGAUUUGGUUUGAGUCGGCCAAGUCUCCUUGCACUUGAUGCAGACCCUGUUGGUUCUGCACAUUGGCAGCUUGGAUAACAAGGGCACUUUUCAGAGCAGAAUUAACCAAUAUAUUCAGCACCAUAUGUGCUUUAAGUUCCAAGUUAUUAAGAUACAUUCUUAAACCACUUUUCACUCCCUUUAUGCUUGGCUUUCUUAACUGUUACAAAUCCAGCUGUAAAGCCCAACCUCUAGACCUCUCUACAACCAUUUCAAAUAACUCCAGAAUUUCCUUUGUCCAGUCCCAAAAUGGGAAGACAAUGAUCCACAGUCUGGUUACCAUCUGUAACAUCAGAUCCUGAUCAAACACCUCUCUAACUCCUGAGCUUUCGAUAUGCGACCUGGACAAACUGGGAUGUGCUCGUCCUGGACACCGUGUGUCUUUGGAGUUGGUCCCAGAAUCUGUCAACUUGGAUACAUCAGGACAUCUAUUUCUUCAAUGUGAAAGUAUCCAACCACUGUGAGGAAUAACUCUUGGCAGUUGACCUCGUUAACCUCUGAACCUGAUUGACCUGUGGGCACUGGAGACCAAAGCAGGGAAUUAAUCUCCUCUGAACCACAUGCAGUCACUGACUACAUUAUGAGUGAGAAUGAGAAUGCUAUCACCCGAAUAGGACUGACAUUCCACAAAAAUUUCCUCCCUCCACAUCUUGAUUUGUUAUCCCUCUGCAAUGGCUUUGAUCGAGGUAUUUACAUUUACGUUCAACCACUGAAUCAAGGAUCCAAGAAUUCACUGUGAACAAUACUUAACAGUGCCAAUGUGAACCCAAGAUAGGCCAAGACUCUUCUACUCCAGACCAGCCCACAGGUUUUUUUCAAUAUUACCUUGUUUGCUGCAGCUCAGAAGCAUUUCAUUGGCUGUGAAGCACUUUGCCACCUCCUGAGGUUGUGAAAGGUGCUAAAUAAAUGUAAGCCCAUUUUUUUGUCUAAACAGUUAUGGAAAGACCUGCUGCUACUUAAGGUACUAAUGGCCUGAGACCUUGAAAGAUGGCACAGUUUCAAUUAUUCCGAAGCCCGAUGUACUUCAGAAAUGUUUUCUGUAAUGCUCGUGGACCCAGCGUCUAUUAAAACAACAAUACACAACUGUGAAAA